Molecule: messenger RNA, 1944 nt
Organism: Malassezia japonica
Lineage: Eukaryota; Fungi; Basidiomycota; Malasseziomycetes; Malasseziales; Malasseziaceae
Exons: 3
Coding region: 1-1944 (647 amino acids)
Biological process (GO): ergosteryl 3-beta-D-glucoside catabolic process
Molecular function (GO): steryl-beta-glucosidase activity
Source: RefSeq, a predicted model, not a curated record
AUGUUGGACGUACGCGAAACGCUCCGCGACGCGCACGGACGUCAAGUGCUCCUGCGCGGCGUGAACCUGGGGGGGACCAGCAAGAGCCCCGCCGGCGUGGGGUCGUACCAGAAGCAGAAAGAGGGGGAGUGUACAUUUGUAGGGCGCCCAGUGCCGCUCGACGAGGCGGACACGCACUUGGCGCGGCUCAGGCAAUGGGGCUUCACGGCGCUCCGAUACGUCUUUACGUGGGAAGCACUCGAGCACGACGGGCCAGGCGUAUACGACCGGGAGUACAUUGCGUAUACCGUCGAGGUGCUCAGGCGCGCCAGAGCACACGGAUUCUAUGUCGUGAUGGAUCCGCACCAGGACUUGUUCUCGCGCUUUGCGGGGGGGUCCGGCGCACCGGUGUGGGCAUUGUAUGCGGCCGGACUCGAUCCAGAGGCACUCCACGAGACGCACGCCGCCUUGCUCCACGACGCGUGGGACCCGCCAAAGGACUAUCCUCCCAUGAUAUGGGCGACCAACUACCACCGCCUCGCGUGCCUCACGCUCUUUACCUUGUUCUUUGCCGGGGAUACGUUCGCCAAAAGGUGCACGAUCGACGACGAGCCCAUCCAGGGAUGGCUGCAGCGCCAUUUCUUGGGGGCCGUCGCCCAGCUCGUCACGGCCGUGCGCGAGGCGGACCUCUUGGACGAGUGUGUCAUCGGAUGGGAUAGCCUCAACGAGCCGCAUCCGGGCCUCGUCGGCGCAGACCUGCGCGCGCGGCCAGGGCCCAUGCGCCAGGGGCCGAUGCCGACGCCGUUUGAAAGCAUGCUCCUCGGCGAGGGAGAGGCCGUCACGCUGCCCACCUACACGUUCGGCGCACUCGGCGCGCGGCACACGGGCAGCGUGCACGUCGCGCCGAAACGAGGCGUGUGGCUCACGGCCGACGCCGACGCCGCUCGGGGGGCAGGCCGCUACGGCUGGCGCCGCGGCGCGGCGCGGCCGGGCUGCGUCUGGGCCCAGCACGGCGUGUGGGACACAGAGUCCAAGACGCUCUUGCAGCCCGACUACUUUCGUGCAGACUUUGUCGAGGGAUUCUGGCUGCCGCACUGGGCCGUGUAUACGCGCCUCGUUCGCAGCAUCCAUGCACGGGCCAUCCUCUUUGUCCAGCCGCCCGUCUUUGCGCCGCCGCCGCACGCGAUCCGCGCGCUGCUCGACGAGCGCGCAUGCUCAAGCGCGCACUUUUACGACGGCCUGACGCUCGUCACCAAGCGCUGGCACUCGUUCAACGCGGACGGCGUGGGAAUCCUGCGCGGCGCCUACUCGCACGUCCUCUUUGCGCUGGCGCUCGGGCGGCGCGCGGUGCGCGCGUGCCUCGCGCGGCAGCUUGCGCGCCUCGCGGCCGACGUCGCGGAGCGCAUGGGGCCGUACCCUUUCCUGGUCGGCGAGACGGGCGUGCCGAUGGAUAUGGGCGACGCAACCUAUGCCGAGCAGGCGCACGCAAUGGACGCGACGCUCGCCGCGUGCGACGCCAACCUGCUCGGGUACUUUUUGUGGACGUACACUGCGGACCACUCGUCCGAGUGGGGCGACCGCUGGAACGGCGAGGACCUCUCGCUCUGGUCGCCGCACGGACCCGACGCGCGGUGGGCGUAUGCGCGCGGUGCCCGCGCGAUCGACGCAUGGUGCCGGCCGUACGCCCGCGCGGUGCCUGGGCGCCUCACGCACCUCGCCUUUGACAUGACAUCGAAAGUGUUUGCCGUGUCCUUUUCCACCGGCGCCCUCCCUGCUGUUGUCGAGGCACGGACCGCCGAGAUCUAUCUGCCGUACAUCCACUAUGGCCGCGCCGAUGCGCGCGGCGCGCUGUCGAUCGACGUCACCGCCUCUGACGGCGACUGGACGUGCACAGACCAGCUGCUCUUGUGGCGCAUCGACGCCGACCGAUCCGAGCACACGCUGCGCGUGCGCCGCGUGGAAUAG